AUGAGGAAUGCUGGCCAGAAUGAGAGUGAUGUCAUCUUCAUCCUUUUAGGAUUCUCUGAUUACCCAGAGAUUGAGAUCCCUCUAUUCCUGAUUUUCCUGGUGAUAUAUAUGAUUACUGUAGUAGGAAACUUGGGCAUGAUUGUGAUCAUCAGGAUUAACCCCAAACUCCACAGCCCCAUGUACUUUUUCCUUAGCCAUUUGUCCUUUUUAGAUUUCUGUUACUCUAGUGUCGUUACACCCAAAUUGUUACAAAUUUUGGUAGUGGAAGAUAGAACCAUCACUUUUGCUCCUUGCAUUGCUCAGUAUUCUUUUGCUGUCACCUGCGUGGUCACAGAGUCAUUCUUAUUAUCAGCGAUGGCCUAUGAUCGCUUUGUGGCAAUUUGUAAUCCCUUGUUAUAUAUAAUUGUCAUGUCCCAGAAACGCUGUAUCCUGAUGGUGACAGCAGUCUACACAUGGGGCAUUAUUAUUUCUAUUAUAUUCACCUCUUCACUCCUUAUAUUGUCAUUUUCUGGGACCAACAUCAUCAAUAAUUUUUCCUGUGAGUAUUCGGCUAUCCUUUCCGUUUCUGUCUCUGAUAAGCAUGUUACAGAGACAAUCUUCUUUAUCUUUGCUAAUUUAAAUACACUUGUCACCCUCACUAUUGUACUCACAUCCUAUAUUUUUAUUUUUAUCACCGUCCUAAAGAUAAAGUCAGCUAGUGGGAGAUAUAAAGCCUUUUCCACUUGUGCCUCCCACCUGACAGGUGUUACCAUCUUCUUUGGAACCCUCCUCUUUCUCUACUGUGUGCCAAGUUCCAAAGGCUCAUGGCUUCUAAUAAGAGUAACCACUGUAUUUUAUACAAUAGUAAUCCCCAUGCUGAACCCCUUAAUAUACAAUCUGAGGAACAAAGAUGUGAAAGAAACCAUCAAGAAAUUAACUGAAGUGCCAACUAGGUGGCACAGUGGAUAG
Messenger RNA from Dromiciops gliroides (monito del monte), 948 nucleotides. RefSeq names its product olfactory receptor 5D18-like. Lineage: Eukaryota; Metazoa; Chordata; Mammalia; Microbiotheria; Microbiotheriidae. Gene Ontology annotation, molecular function: odorant binding; olfactory receptor activity; G protein-coupled receptor activity. Gene Ontology annotation, biological process: sensory perception of smell; G protein-coupled receptor signaling pathway. The transcript has a single exon. Gene Ontology annotation, cellular component: membrane. Bases 1 to 948 code for a protein of 315 amino acids. The record is from RefSeq and is a predicted model, not a curated record.